AUGGUCCACUUGUAUGAGCUCAUGCACAAGUGCCAUCUGAAGUCCCUUCCAACGGAUUUCAUUGUCCCUCCAGCAUUUGACACAUUUCGUCCAUCCCUCUCCCCUCUUCCCCUCGAUCUUGUGGCCAACUCUGCACAAACUGACAAGCCAGAAUCAGAUUCUGAAGCUGUCCCAGUUGCAUCAACCUCAACUCCUGGACACAUCACUGUCGCAUCCAUACCCAAUCCCAAAUGCGUCAAAUUGGAGACGCCCUCAGCACAUCAACAUUCUGUUGGUUGUGUGGCCUCCAACACCGAUCUGAGUCCCACCACUGCAUGCUCUGAUGCCAAUGCAUCGCUGGCUGUGGCUCAACCUCACAUCUCUCCCCUUCUUGCCAAAUCAACACGCGCAUCACCAGCACCGUCCGACAUGUCAUCAACACCAUCCAACACAUCAUCCAACGUGUCGGUGUAA
Molecule: messenger RNA, 453 nt
Organism: Cantharellus anzutake
Lineage: Eukaryota; Fungi; Basidiomycota; Agaricomycetes; Cantharellales; Hydnaceae
Exons: 1
Coding region: 1-453 (150 amino acids)
Source: RefSeq, a predicted model, not a curated record